This is a messenger RNA of Pelmatolapia mariae (spotted tilapia), 5377 nucleotides long. It is a transcript of the gene ccdc50a, whose product is annotated as coiled-coil domain containing 50a. Gene Ontology annotation, molecular function: ubiquitin protein ligase binding. The coding region runs from base 2321 to 3301 and encodes 326 amino acids. The transcript is spliced from 17 exons. The record is from RefSeq and is a predicted model, not a curated record. Gene Ontology annotation, cellular component: cytoplasm. Lineage: Eukaryota; Metazoa; Chordata; Actinopteri; Cichliformes; Cichlidae.
UUAUUAUAUAUUUCAUUUUGUACCAGAAGCAAAUGUGACACUGUCUGUAUGCUAACGUAAGGUUGUUAAUUAGCUAAAAAAGUUGACUGAUAUCAGUGUUGGACUGUAAGGCUUGUUAUCAAAAUUUAUUUCAGUGUGUAGUGGUGAUUGUGUUGUGUUCUAGAAUGUUCGAAAUUCCAUUAAAUUAAAUCUCCAUGUGUUGGGAGCUACAUAUUAACAUUAGCUAGCUAACUAGCAUUUUGGCUAACCUUGGUGUGCGGGCAGUUUGCUUGUUAUUGUUACAUUUUAAAUUAUGUAAGGCAAGCAUUAACUAAUUAACAUUUUACACUAAUAUUAUAUCUUUCACUUCUUUUUGGAUACCUAGAUAUAGAAGUCAUUUUCAGUAAGGUUAUUGCCUUAUUUCAAUUUGGCUGUCUUCAGUGAUUUUACAGUUACAGGAUUACAACCAGCAGGCAGUAUAAGCUUGAUAAAGUAUCCAAAAUGUCCAGGAUUCAGUUUGUAAUGUUUUCUUUUAGUAGUUUGAACUUAAGAUGACAGCGUUUGUAUUUGUAGUGAGUUAACUUGAUGUUAACUAAUGAUGGUAUUGACACAAGUUACCUUUUUCCAUUUUGGUUAGCAGACUGUUCAGUAUGUUAAACUAAAGAUGAACAAAAUACUGACUCCCUAGUGCUAAGUUAGAUCAGACAAACGGUAAAAGUACUAGUAAUUAUUUUAGUUUUGUAUUGAGGAAUAUAUUUCAUGUAGGUGAAAUACUCAUUUAGUAUAGGGCUAAAAACUACAGCCAAAGGGCUGAAACACCUUGCUACACUGAAAUAAAAGUAACAUACAGUGUAAGAAAUAACAAUGCAAGGCUGUUUUACUGGUAUUUAUGGGACUGUUUUAAUAUUCACAUUUUCUGUUUACUGUAGUUCAAUGAAGAGCACUGAUUAUAAGAAAUGUCUGUCUACAGGAAGCAUGCUGCUUAAAGCAAAACUGGGAGGUGUGCAGAAAUUUGCUAGAGUAUCUGAGCCAAGCCUUAAGGAGUUUUUGAUUGCUGCAUUUGCAAAAUUUGGUGUGCCAGCUGUAACAGAAGGAGUGAAGGUUUUUGAUAGUUCAGGGACUGAGUGGGAUGAUGAUGUAUUUGAGGAUAUAGUAACAGAUCCCUCAACCGGGGUACUAACCAUCAAAUAUGAAACAGUUUUUUUUGAGUGAUGUGUGUUUCACUGGAUGUCAUUUGUUUAUUAAAGAGAGUUUAUAAAAUGUGUCUAUGGAGGGACCAUGCAAACUGAUUUGUUUUGCUCCUGUUUUUGAGGUCUGGAAACAUCUGCUGCAGAAGUGUCUCGUGAGCCGUCUGAGUUAUCAUCGCCACAUUCAUCAGAUUCACAGGAUACGGUCAUCCUUUCAGACAGCCCUUUUAGGAAACGUCAGCAGCUGGAUGCAGAAGCUAAGCAAUUGGUGGAAUCGAUUCUCACCAGCAAACCUGGUGGAGAACGUAUAAUAAAUGAAUACAAUCAGACCAAGUCCCUGGUGGAUGAAACCAGAAGAAAAAUGGUCAACAUACCGGUAGCUGACAUGACAGAAAAAAAUGGUACAUCAUCACCACGACAGGUGAAAGAAAUGUAUGCCAGAGGAGCUGUAACCUUUUCCCUUUACCUCAGUGACUCCAAAAAUGGCUAUCACCAGGAGAUGGAUCAUCGGGUGAAGACCAGUGUGGUGGACCGACUGUCAGACGAGCAGUUUGUUACAGAGAAGGUGCUGAGUGAGGAUGAGUGCAAGGAUACAAUCUCUCUGAUGAAACAUUCAGCUGAUGAAGAGACAGUCAAGAAGAUGAAGUUGACAUUUGUUUAUCGACACAACAUGGUCCUUGACCCCCUGCUGUCAAGCAACAUACUGUCUGUUUUUCCACGUUUCAAAGAUAUCAAAGGCUUGGUGAAUAUUUGUCAUUACUUUGACAAUGUUUCAGGAUUUUGUACUGAUGUUUGGUGAGGAUGUAUCAGGCAGGUUGCUGGAGAGGUGGCCAACAACAUUCAAAAGGACGAUUAUCCAACAAGGCAGAAAGCUUCCUUCUACCAGUGACCUGAAAGAACUCUUGCUGGCAGCGGACUCUCCUGAGGAUGCCACUGAAGUUAAUGCUGACAUUGGCUGGGACAGUGACCUCUCAGCAAUUGUAUUGCUAUUACAUCUGAUUCCAGCAUCUGGUCAGGGUCACAAGAGGCCAGGAAAGGUGUCAGCUUCUCAAGCAGAAAGGUCUUCAAGAAGACUGGAACAAAUAUCGAAGAGCACCUUGAUGCCGUCACUACCAGCACUCAACCCUACCUCCUGGCUGUUGGGGUGAAAAAGAAUGACAUCCACCGGUUCUUCAUUAUUCUUGACAAGAAUGCCAUUGUGCCGAGACUUCGCCGUGCUGGAGGACCACUCCCUGGCCUAUAACCUCCAGGAACAAGAAAUUGAGAGCCACUUGGCCUCCAAUGUCUAUAAGAGCCGUCUGGUGCAGAACGACCUGCAGGUGGCCAAGAAGCUCCAAGAGGAGGAGGAUGAGAGGGCCAAGAUCAAGACUCAGAAAGAGAACGUUGACAUUGAGCGGCAAGAUAACGAGAUCGCCCAGGAGAUUCAGGAGGAACUGGUCCGACAGGCAGAGCGACAGCGACAGCAAGAAGAGAAAGAUGCGGCCAUCGCUCGUAAGCUGCAGGAGAAGGAGAUGAAAGAGGACAGGAGGAGACAUAAGCAGCUGGAAACGCGCUUUGAUGAAGAUUACUUUGAGGAUCAUGGAGGUCGUAUUGCGCACCGUGGCGGUGGGUCAGUAAUGCCAGAGACUGAGUACGGACUGAGUGAGGCCACCAAGGGUUUGACCAAGCUCGAUCUGCGCGAGCAAGAGCUGAAGGACCUGGAGGUGGCCAGGAAACUGCAAGAGGAGGAAAUUAAGGCGAGCCAGGUGCAUGUGCGUGCAGCCCAAGUGGCACAAGAUGAGGAAAUCGCCCGACUGCUGAUGGAGCAGGAGAAAAAGGAGUACAGGAAGAAUCGCGAACGGGAGAAAGAGAAGGAGCGGGAGAGGGAGAGGCUGGCCAUGGAAAGGAUGGCAGUGGAGAGGAGGCGGCAAGAGGGAGACUACAGGCCAAAUUCCGAGGAUGUUGUCCGGCCCAGGACACGAGAGGAGUACGAGUACCAAAGGCAAAAGAACUACAAGCCUCCGAGGCCUCCACAGCCGCGCACACAUGACUAUGAGAAUGUCAGUCCUGGCUACGUCUACCCAGAUCACCCUGCUGCCCCUCGCACUCCGGCCAGACCUGAUCCGACUUACAGAGGUGCCUAUCACAAGCGGUGACUCAGGCUCUCGACCGUGUCCACACGUGCUGUCAGUCCUCCUGUGUGUGUGUGUGUGUGUAUUUAUCUUUUAUUUUCACCCAUUCACACUCUGUUGGCCAGAGUCCUUUGGACAGUCUCAUGAGUUGGCAGUGGGAUUUUUUUUUUUUUUUUUUUAAAUAUCCUCCUAAGUUGGCCCAAAGUUGAGGAAGUGGAUAUGUGAGUGCUAGAAAUACACUCAUCUCUUUUUUUUUUUCUUUUUUCUUUUUUUUUUUAAUGAUUUGUAAAAUGUGAUUGCAUAUUUCUUUGAACUGACGUGACAUUAAGCCUAGCCAAAAGAAAUCUCCCAUGAUUCUUUGCUGUGUAAAUGAAGGAACUGCCCCCCCCUGCUGUGGUCAUCGUGUGCCAUCAAAGGGCUUAAAGCCUCUGCUGGAUGUAACCGUCAGAGUUCCUCGAGACUCUUCAUGGGACAUGCCUGUCUGGUCCACUGUGGCUGUUACAGUGUCUUAGAUACCAACGUGGCAGCUUCUUCGUUACAGCGUGCUGCACCUCUGUUCUCUCGCCGUGCUGUGCAGCGAGGCCCUGUGAGGGCUGCCCAUGUGCCACACAGCCUUUGACUCUGAAGGGGGUGCAUUAUAUUUUGUUUUGUUUGCUGCAAUUAUAAAACAAAGAAAUAAGCCUUGAUUUCGGUGCUGGUAGCUCUGGCUUUCAUACGUUUACCACCUUGUUCCAGCGCAGAAGAGGUGGAGCUUUGCGGCGAUCCGUGGACAUCGAUCAGCUCGACGUGUUUUCGGUUUUUUGCUUGUGAGGGGAGCUUUUUUUUUUUUUUUUUCCACUUAACCCCGUCUUUCUUAAACUGUAGUGGUAUGACUGUAUAUGACUCACUGUUUCUAUGUGCAUGCUUACUGAGAGUGUACAGAUGUGUACAUGCAUUUCAGCUCUGUAUCAAUAUUAACUGGCUCCCUCUUUAUUAUCAGAAAGGGCUAAAGCUGCAAACAGCCAAUAAUAAUCUCUCUCUGUAGAAACUAAAUAUGUGCUCGCUCAUAUAUACUGCUGUACAGUAUUUCAGUCUUCUGCCAAUAUUUCAUAUGAGCUUGUCAUUUCCAGCUGGCCCAUAAAAGAACCAGUACCAAAUGAAAUGCAUGUAUGUUGCCUGUGUGUCAAACCUGAGUUCAUGCUCAGAUGCUGCGUUCUUGUUUUUUAACAUUUGUCAGACCAAAUCAUGUGGAAACUGUUCGGUUCUCCCUCCAUGAAACCUUGUAUCCUGCUCGUUGUUUUUAUUGAGAAAGGGAGCUUUAUAUUUAUUUUUGUAAAUUUCUUUUUUUCCUCACAUUGUUUCCUCAGUUUUCAUCGACCAAGCUGCCCUGCUGUCACUUCCGGGACUUUCCUGUCUCAUACUUCCUGCUUGCAGAAAGGAGAUAUUCUAGUGUUUUGUUUUAUACUUCAGGGCCUGAUAUUUUUGGUUAUAUGAGAAAAAAAAACGGAUAAUGAAGAGCACAUUGCUGAAAUGUUUCUGAUUGCCACAAAAUGAUUCACUCAUUGAGCAUUUGGUGCUGCGUAGAGUUUUUGCUUUGUAAUAAAUGUUGCUGAAAUGAUAAAUCUGCGUGGAGAACAAGCCCCUGUGCUGUUCGCAGAAACAGUUUUCUCUCGUCUGUAGUGCAUUGAACAAACAUGCAACCAUCAUUGAAUUAUAGUAUGUGCUACUUGCUGUUGACAGAAUGAGAUAUGUGCCAUAUACGUGUUGUUUUUCAGGGACUUUACAAAUUGGGGGGGAUUAAAAGUUGUGGUUGUAGCAGAGCUAGCGCACCCACUGUGGUGGGUCUCCCUAAUUUAUUCUUUGAUGAGAGCUCCACCUAGUGGAUGUGCUUCCAGCUGGUGAGGGUACAGAUCACAGUGAUGUGUAUUUGUGUAUGUUGUGCUUCAGAUAUGACUUUAGUUUCAUGUGUUGUCUGUUUUCUUUGAUUUAGGGCUUUAUGCAAUCUACCAAUCAUGAAUCAACAUGUGUUGGACUUGUUUUUUUUUUUAAAGUAAAAUGAAUUUAAUAAGUUGCUUUUACUUGUAGCAUCUCAAAAUGUAAUAAAUUGCAUCAGCAUUUACA